CAGGGAGUUGCCUUCAGGUACAACACACCUGCAGGUAUAAGACCACAGGCUGUUCCUGAAAAACACUUUGAACAUCCUCAGCACACUUCCUCCUGUCUGAGCACACUACAUCUGAGACAUGUCCAAUUUCCUGAAAGGAUUCGGGGGCGAUGGCAAGCUCGCUAAAACUAUUGGAAAUAAAGCAGGUGUGGUGGUGGAGGACACCGUGAAUAAGGUCAUAGGUGGAAUAGGAGGACAAAACAAGACGCAGCAGGGGAAGAAGAAGGAGCAGGCAGGGGGAGGAGAAGGAGGAGGCAACAGGGCUGUGGGACAGGGAGGAUCUGAGGGAAUAGGAGGAGGACCAAACAAGGAGCAGGCAGCAGCAGGAGGAACAGGAGGAGGAAACCAAGCUGCAGCACAGGGAUCAUCGGAGGGAAACAGACAAGAUCUGUUUGACGACUUGCUGGAUUUGGCUAACGAAACAUCUAGUGGGAAAUAAGACCAUACCAACUGGUUCUGGCCUCUACUGACGAUUUCCAAACAGAAGGAUCUAUGUGUGUCUCUAUUUACUGUUUCAAUAAAACUAAACUAGAAUUAACUUUCUCUAUUUUACUUGCUGAAAUAAAAAUAGAAAUAGAAAUGAAAUCCUUGAUGUGAAACAUUUAUUCAUUAUUAAUGCAUGUACUAUGAUUAAGAAUUAGAAGUUGAUCUAUUUUUCUCUUGGUUGCCCUGUUUGUUACAGUGUAGGCUUCAUAUUGUCCAAGUCUUUAGAGAGGUAAAUACAGAGGCCCCCCCCCUCCAGUCCCUGUUUUAUGCCUCUAUGACAUCUUUGUACUAAAAAACUGGUUUUGUGGCGGUUAAUUGUAGGGGUGGAUUUGCUGGAGUUCUACAGGAAUAGAUGUUUAUGGUGUGUUAUAGUGCCGUGUCAUUUAGAACGUUCACACAUUUGGAUUCCUCGCAACCGAUCUUAAAUGUGUUUUAUUACUGAAUUUUUAGACAAAGUGGCACAUAAUUGUAGAAUGAAACUGACAUGGAUUUUAAAUUUUUAAGAAAAUAAAAAUCUGAAAAGUG
Nothobranchius furzeri (turquoise killifish) is the source of this 1050-nucleotide messenger RNA. RefSeq names its product single-stranded DNA-binding protein. NCBI's taxonomy places the organism in Eukaryota, Metazoa, Chordata, Actinopteri, Cyprinodontiformes, Nothobranchiidae. The record is from RefSeq and is a predicted model, not a curated record.